Messenger RNA from Scutellospora calospora, 320 nucleotides. The record is from the annotation of a GenBank genome assembly. Lineage: Eukaryota; Fungi; Glomeromycota; Glomeromycetes; Diversisporales; Gigasporaceae.
AUGAGUUCGAAAUACUUUGGUUCAAUAUUUUGUCAAGACUGUGGUACUUUACUUUUUAAUACAGGCGAUGAUUUCAUUGAAUGUUCUGCUUGUACGUGUCGACAUGAUGCUACUGAAUAUGAAAGCAUAGUGAUAACAUCAAAAAGUAAACCAAAAACAUUUCCUUCGAAACUUCGAUCUCGUCAUUCAAAAAUACAACAACUUGACAAUUAUAAAGAAGAAAGUGCUUCUUGUGGAAACGAAGAAAUGAAUUAUCAUACUAUGCAACUUCGUUCUGCAGAUGAAGGUCAAACUAUAUUUUACCACUGCACAAAGUGCAG